CAAUUACCUACGAAGGAACUCUGCACCUUUCACGAUAAAUAACUGCACCCUACCUGUGACUAUAGUGUGCUAACAUUUUGCGUUUGACAUUGUCCUCACCGAGAAAGCAUCGAGGGCCGUUUUGCUUUUUUAUAAAAUGGGUUGUGGGUCGUCAUCGUCUGCUGGCAAAACUGUUUUUGAACAGAAGCAAGAAGGAAAGACACGAUUGAAAGACGCUGAUGUUCGUAUCGGACUGAACGGGCCGGUACAAGUAGCCAAGCAACCUUUCGCACCUGCAGGUUCGCCGGCAAUUUACCAUGGUACUAUUCUUCCUAUGACGGACUUCAAUCCUGACGUGUCAGCUGACAAACUACGAGAAUCUAUGAAAGGAGUCGGCACGAAAGAUGACGAAUUGAUUCAAGCAAUAACAGCUCUGACCAACGAACAGAGACAGGUGGUCAGAAAGACAUAUCAUUCAAAAUUCGGAAGGGAUUUAAUUCAAGACGUAAAAAGUGAAACCAGCGGCGAUUUUGAAGACGUGUUGGUGCAUCUGUUAGAACCAGCUGCAGAGUACGAUGCCUGGCUCCUACACGAGACUAUGGAUGGCCCCGGUACGGAAGAAGACAUUCUUCUUGAGAUAUUAUGUUUUAGAACAAAAGAAGAACUCACAGCAAUAAGACAGGCCUACCAUCAGAAAUACGGGAAAACUUUAGACGACGAUAUAAAGGGCGACACCAGCGGUAACUUUGAAAAGAUGCUACUUAUUCUCUUAGAGGGAGUGCGUGAUCGACCACAUGUUGUAGUGGAGGCCUUCGCUAGAGCCGACGCCAAACUGAUGUACGAUAGUGGUGAGGGGAGACUCGGUACUGACGAUGACCGAUUCAUCGAUAUUUUCACUACACGUAGCUGGGAUCAGUUAGCUGCUUCAACGUUCAUGUACGAAAAGAUGUAUGGUAAACCUAUUGAACAAGUGCUAGAAAGUGAAUUCUCUUUCGACAUGCUUUUUGCGUUGAAGAAAAUGGUUGUGUUUGCACGUGAUCGGGCCACGUACUUCGCUACCAUGCUGUACGACUCGAUGAAAGGACUCGGUACAGACGACGAAUAUUUGCAACGUCUCGUGAUCACAAGAUGUGAGGUUGAUAUGCUGGAAAUCAAGGAAGCAUUCAAACAAAAAUACGGCCUGACGCUGAGUAAAAUGAUAAGAGACGAUACGAGUCAUAAAUACAAAGACGUUCUACUAGCCCUUAUCAAUUAAAAUAUUAACCAAUCACGAGCACGCGGUCUUCCACAUAUUGGCGACACUUUCAUGACAACCGAACAUUCUGUUUGAAGGGUGUCACCUGCGGAAAUUUCAGCAUUACAAUAAGUUUUUCUGCAAUUCAAUGAACCAUCCGGGAUAUUUCUCCGCCUUCUCCGUCCAGCCAAAGUCCAUAGGGACACGGUAUAUAUCAUGUUGCUCUAGUGUCGUUGAUUGGCUUCAAACGUUACGUUAAAUUGUUACAGUAAUCGUGCAAGGCAUCACAUGGGACCCACAUCGCCAUGACUCACGUGCCAGUGCUUCACAAGAUGACAAUAUAUAUUUUUAAAAAUGAAAAAUUUUUCUAUACAUUUACAUUUUAACAUAAAAAUUAAAUAUCACUGAAUUAUGCAAUAUUCGAAUAUGUCAAAUAGUUUCACAGUUUGCUUUCAUACUUUCUUAAAUUUUGUAAUCCUAUC
Saccoglossus kowalevskii is the source of this 1695-nucleotide messenger RNA. RefSeq names its product annexin A13-like. The record is from RefSeq and is a predicted model, not a curated record. NCBI's taxonomy places the organism in Eukaryota, Metazoa, Hemichordata, Enteropneusta, Harrimaniidae. Gene Ontology annotation, molecular function: calcium-dependent phospholipid binding; calcium ion binding; phosphatidylserine binding. Gene Ontology annotation, cellular component: vesicle membrane; nucleus; plasma membrane.